AUGUCGAACGAAGAGAGCCAAUCCCUCCUCUCCGAGCGCUCCGAGUACGGCGGGCUGAACAGCGUCGGCGAGUCGGCGCUGGAAUCUGUGGACCCGUCCGUGCUCUCCUGGGAGAACCUGAACGUGUCGGUAGGCAAGUCUGGGCGCCAGCUGCUGAAGGGUGUCUCCGGGGUGACGAAACCUGGGCAGUUGAUGGCACUCAUGGGAGCUAGUGGCGCCGGCAAGACGACACUGCUCAACACGCUGCUGGGGAGGAACCUGAAGGGGCUCGACGUCAAGGGAAGGGUGCUGGUGAAUGGGCAUGAGAUCGGCGCCGGAAUCACAGCCGUCUCCGGCUACGCCCAGCAGGAAGAACUAUUCGUCGGAACCCUGACCGUACGAGAAUACCUGAACGUUCAGGCCCGCCUUCGUGUCGACGGCUCCCGAGAAAAGCGCAUCAAGCGCGUCAACGUCGUGCUCCGCCAGCUCGGCCUCUUCAAGUGCCAGCACACGCCUAUCGGGGUUAUCGGGUUCAAGAAGGGCAUCUCGGGUGGAGAAGCCCGUCGUCUAACCUUUGCCUGCGAGCUUCUCUCCAACCCUCCAAUCAUGUUCUGCGACGAGCCCACCACCGGUCUCGACUCGUUCAUGGCCGAGUCGGUCGUCUCCGUCCUCUCCAACCUCGCCCACAGCGGCCGAACCAUCAUCUGCACCAUCCAUCAGCCUGCCUCCCAGCUCUACGCCAUGUUCGACACGGUCAUGUUCCUCGCCUGCGGAAAGGCGGCGUACUUUGGCAACCCGACCGAGUCGAUGCGCUUCUUCGAGGAGGCCGGUUACCCGUGCCCGAACAACUACAACCCGGCCGAUAUGAUCAUCCAUACGCUGGCCAUGGUGCCGGGCGAUGAGGUGGAAUGUCAGAAGCGCAUCGACCGCAUCAUCGACACGUUCGAGAAAAACGAGCACGGCCAAACGCUACGCCAAGAGGUCGUCUCGGUGGAUAUGAAGGAUGUCCCACCCGGCCGCCACCAAGUCAGCCACUGGGCCCAGUUCUCCGCCCUGUCCACCCGCGCGUUCAUCGACAACUGGCGGAACCCGUCCCUCGCCAAGGCCAAGAUUGUCCAGAAGACGAUCAUGGGUCUCUUUGUCGGGCUCCUCUACCUCCAAACUGAGGUGAAGAAGCCGUUCGGGGUCGACAACAUCAACGGCGCCCUCUUCUACCUGGUCUGCGAGCUGACCUACUCGACGCUGUUCGGCAUUCUGACCUUCUUGCCCAACGACUACCCCCUGGUCGUCAGGGAAUAUCACGAUGGGCUUUACAGUGUCGGUGCCUACUACUUCUCGCGCUCCAUCUCCUACGUGCCGCUCUUCACCCUCGACGGCGUCCUGAUGAUGACGAUUGCUUACUGGAUGAUUGGGCUGAACGCGACGGUGGCGCAGUUUCUGCGCUGUAUUGGCCUCUCCAUCCUCAUCGAGCAGUCGGCUUCUGCAUUCGGCGUGAUGCUCUCCACGGUGUCGCCGUCUUAUCCGGUCGCUGUGUCAUUGGCUGGUCCUCUCCUCACGCUCCUAUCGUUGACGGGUGGCCUCUACGCAAACGUCGGCCAGAUGCCCAUCUACAUCAGCUGGAUCCAAUACGUGUCCUGGUUCCGGUACGGCUUCGAGUCGCUGACGAUCAACCAGUGGGACCGGGUCGACGAAUCGGGCGUUCAUUGGAAUGCUACGAAGCAAGCCGACACGCUUGACAAGCUCUCCUUCAACUCGUACAUGAUGGGCUGGGACGCGCUAGCCAUGAUCGGCUUCAUCGUCGUCUUCUACCUGAUCGGCUACAUGGGGCUGCUGAUGCGCGUCCGGAGCGCACGC
This is a messenger RNA of Mesorhabditis spiculigera, 1833 nucleotides long. NCBI's taxonomy places the organism in Eukaryota, Metazoa, Nematoda, Chromadorea, Rhabditida, Rhabditidae. The record is from the annotation of a GenBank genome assembly.